This is a messenger RNA of Gryllus bimaculatus (two-spotted cricket), 575 nucleotides long. NCBI's taxonomy places the organism in Eukaryota, Metazoa, Arthropoda, Insecta, Orthoptera, Gryllidae. The record is from the annotation of a GenBank genome assembly.
CCUGAUCGCGCUUCAGUCGCGCGCGGAUUUCGUGCAGGGCUGGUGCAGUGGACCACGUGGACGCGACGCGCACAACCUCCGCUGGAAGGGAUCACCGCUCGCUGCCCCCGACGCCUGCGGCCAACCCCCUGCGCGACGGCAACAUGGACGCCGUGUACCCAGAGCCGCUGUCGCGCCUGCACCGGCGGGCCGUGCGCAAGCCGGCGCACCGCAGCUGCGGCGGCCGCUACCGCACGCAGCCCGUCACUUUCGCCGAGAUCAAAGAGGUGGACGAGGAGAACCUGGACGAGGGCGCCCCGGAGCAGACCGCUGGCACCGCCAGCAAAUCCGAACUCGAUCUCAACUCGAAAUUUGAAGAAUUCUGGCGAGCGGGCCGGGAGAAGGCGAAGGAGAAGAAGCGCAAGAAGGAGCUGAACAAGCUGUCGACCGAGAGCGCCGGCAGCAACCCGUCCUCCCCGUCGCCGUCGCCCACGUCCCCCGCGUCCCCCGCGGCCCCCACGGCCCCCGCGCCGCCGGCGCCGUCCGGGCCCGCCGCCCCGCUGCCUCCCGGGCUGGCGGCGCCGCGGCCCUCGAUA